UUAACCCCAAACUCCCAAAGAUGAAAGGAGUUGCUGAUUGUAAUCCCUCACUAUAAUAUGACAGCUUAGGUCUGUGUAGUUUCUGAAAAUUGGUACAAACAAUUGAUCAUCAGCUGAGUUUAUUUUUCCAAAUGAAAGUCAUUGACAUAGGAACUGUAAAGCCAGUUGUGGAUAGCUGCAAAAUGGACUUGAAGGUCAUGAAAGAUGGAUCUGUGCAUCUAGACCAACCAACCUUUAGCAAACAAUUAGAGGAGCACCUUACUGGAGCUACUUUCAAAGUGAACCAUGUGGUUGCACACUCUAAGUACAAGACUGAGGUUACUAAAAGGGAUUCCAUCCAAGCUAUGCUUGAUAAUUCUGAAAAAAGAUUCCCUGACCAGGAGCUGAUGUCCUCUUUCUGUGUUUUGGGGAUGAAGCCCAUUUCUCUACUCAGUCAGGAUGAGCUGCAGUGUUGGGGGGAUGAAGCCAUGGAAAUGCUAACAUCUCACUUUGGGGAGAAAAUGCACACAAUGAAUUCAAAGGAAUCUGUGUCAAACCCUUAUUGAUGCUCAAGAGGUGAAGAAAGAAUGGAGAAUUAUAAAAAAUGAUCUUCUCACUCAGUGUUACCCAAAGCAUUCAACUGCAAAACUCUGGGAAUUGAUAGCUACUGAUCAUAAGGAUCAAUUUCCAAAUCUCAUAAUGUUAGCCUCUUUGGCACUGGCACAUCCAGUGCACACAGUGGAUUGCGAAAAAUUACAACUGCACUAAGAAAUAGACUCAAUCCAGAGAAUAUUGAUGCACUCAUGAGAAUAAAAUAGAAGGAAGGGAUUACUUUGAUUUUGUUAGUUGUCUCAAAAAAUGGAGGCAAAAAAAGCAGAGGGUUAUUUUCCACAAUCAUAAGUAAACUGACUUUGCUUUUAAGAGACAGUGCAUAAGAAUUAAACUGUUGUUUCUGUCAAUAAAACAGGCCCUCCU
Lingula anatina is the source of this 954-nucleotide messenger RNA. RefSeq lists its product as uncharacterized. The record is from RefSeq and is a predicted model, not a curated record. Lineage: Eukaryota; Metazoa; Brachiopoda; Lingulata; Lingulida; Lingulidae.